Molecule: messenger RNA, 999 nt
Organism: Trichoderma reesei QM6a
Lineage: Eukaryota; Fungi; Ascomycota; Sordariomycetes; Hypocreales; Hypocreaceae
Exons: 1
Source: RefSeq, a predicted model, not a curated record
CACCAGCAGCGCAUCCUCACCCUCUUCUCCGACGCCUUCAACCCCGUCCUCUCAUCCGACGACUUCUCCGCCCGCCUGCAGUCCAUCAAGCAGGCCCUCUUCAACAGAGACUUUGGCGCGGCGUUUGGCGCCGAGGAGAAUCUCCAGGCGUAUGCCGCGCGAUGGAGUCCCACGAGGGCCCUCUGCUACUCGUCCAUCUUCCAGGGCAUUGCCCAGUAUAUGAAUGCGGCCCCCUCCUCUUCGUCUUCUUCUGCUGCUUCAGAUGACGACGAGCUCAAUGCCAAUGGUUCAAUAAAACCAUCCCCUUCAAGCACAAAGACAACAACAACAACACCAACAACAAGAAUGCUCUGCAUAGGAGGCUGCGCCGCCGAACAAAUCGCCUUCGCAUCGCACAUCCACCAACAACAGCACUCCUCCGGCACCCUCUCUCUACUCGACGCAGGCCCCUGGGGCUCCGUCACGCAACUACUCCAGAAACACAUCACCUCGCCCCCAACGCUAUCAAAAUACGCUUCCGCGGCUGCAAAAGCAGCGAAUGCGCCUCUUCUCCAGCAGGACCAACUCGAGACCUCCUUUACGCAAGCCGACGUCUUGUCCCUGGAGAGAAGUGCCCUCCAAGCCAUUGUCGGCACGGAACCGCUCACGGUGACGAUGCUGUUCACGCUGAACGAGCUCUACACAAACGGGGGCAUCGGCAAGACGACGCAUUUCCUCAAACUUCUGGGCGAGGUCCUGCCCCAUGAUAGUCUGCUUCUUGUGGUGGACAGCCCGGGCAGCUACUCCGAGGCCGCCGUGGGCAAGGAGAAGAAGCGGUAUCCGAUGCAGUGGCUGCUGGACCACACGCUUCUCGAUCCGCGGGCUGCCGCGGCGCAGAGUCGCGGCGACUAUGAGUGGGAGAAGCUCGAGUCGCAUGAUUCCGUCUGGUUCCGUCUGCCAGAGGGUCUGCACUAUCCCAUUCAGCUGGAGAAUAUGCGGUACCAGAUGCAUCUGUAUCAG